UAUCUCAUGGACGGUAGUGGCGACGGUCCUGAGCAAGCUCCACUGUCGUCCUUACUAACGGCGAUUCGCAGAACUAGCAUUUGCGAUUGCGCAAUGGCGCCGUCAACUCCCGAAUUGGAGAGUACCCCAGAUCGCGCUUGCACGUCGCCAACUUCUAACCCUCAAGUUUGGGAAGCCUUGAUAAAGUCUCAACCCCGGUCUUUGAAAGUAUGCAAGCCUCACAGCCGAGUUUACCCGCCCGGAUUUCCUAUUCUUAGGCCUCGUCUCAUCUCUCAGAAUGGAACGCCUGCUGACAGCAUUGAGAAGAUCUCGAAACUGUACGUAUACGACAAAAAUAGAAGCUAUUUUGAGCAAUGUUUCCGAGAAGUACGAGUACUUGGAAGAGGAUUGUUUGGUGAAGCUUUGGAAGUUGAGUGCCUUGAGACGGGGAAUCACUACGCAGUCAAGAGAGCGCUUCGAACGUUUGAGUCAGCUGGUUGUCGACAGCAAAAACUUCGAGAGGCCACCAAUCACGGAGCGAUUGCCCCUCAUGUUAACAUUGUGAAGUUUGAAAAAGCAUGGGAAGAGAGAGGCCGACUCUACAUCCAAACGGAGCUCUGUGGAGCCAGUUUGGCAGAUUACCGUAGCAAAUUUGGAAUCCUUAGAGAAGACGAGCUGUGGAGAGUUCUGCACGAUAUGGUGCAGGCACUUCGUCAUAUGCAUGCGACCGGAAUGCUCCACAUGGAUGUCAAGCCCUCCAACAUAUUCAUUUCUGAUGACUCCACCUGCAAGCUGGGAGAUUUUGGACUUGCUUUUGACAUGAACAAGACUUCUCGAGAUACUGCUGAGGAAGGGGACAAAUAUUACAUGGCUCCGGAAAUUUUAAACGACUCGGCCACGCCGGCUGCUGAUGUGUAUAGUCUCGGCGUCACAUUGUUGGAGCUUGCCACUGAUGUGGACCUUCAUGAAGAGAGUCACCGAAUUCGGAACGGAGAGUUGAACGAUCUGCAUUUUGGAGAGAUUUCUGAUGAGUUGCGACGCAUGAUCUUGUCAUUGCUUUGCCCGGAUCCAGCAAAACGGCCCACUGCAAGUCAACUUGCGAAAAAUCCAUUCAUUGUGAGGAACACACGCAUUGCUGUCAUUUUCCGCCAUUUAGAUAGUGUGGUGAGUUCACCAUCGGGUCCCCUCGACAAAGAUUGGGAUUUCGAGUCUGAAGAUGAAAUUCAUCCUCCGUCAAUUCGCUUCUCAAAACCAAGAAGGUUGCUCAGGAAUUUGCUGAGGGAUGAUGUGUCCGACGCAGCAGAUGAUGUCAGGAUGAGCCUAAGUUUCCAAAGCUCAAGUGAUGACGAAUCGCCAAGCUGUCGCCCAGAUAAACUAGGGGACAGUCGACAACAGAAAGCUACUAAAAGAGAAAAAGUGCAUUUCACUGUCAAAAAACUCGUCUUUUCUGAUUCAUCCGACGUUUCUCCUGGUCCUGUCCCAAAACGUCUUCGCGAAGAGUUUACUUGAACCUUUGCUUUAUCACUUGCGUAUCUCUAGUGUCAUAUAUGAUGAAUCAAUUACUUCAAGUUUGCAACAUUUACGAUGAAAUGGCAAGGUGUUAUUUUGUCUACUUAAUGUAUAUAAUGUAUGUAUUUAUCUGCUACUGUGAUCUUACAGUUAUCAUCCAUCUGUGUAAAAUAAAUAUUUCACAUUUGAAGU
Messenger RNA from Cylicocyclus nassatus, 1680 nucleotides. Lineage: Eukaryota; Metazoa; Nematoda; Chromadorea; Rhabditida; Strongylidae. The record is from the annotation of a GenBank genome assembly.